This is a messenger RNA of Phacochoerus africanus (Common warthog), 2741 nucleotides long. RefSeq names its product MAF bZIP transcription factor A (gene MAFA). NCBI's taxonomy places the organism in Eukaryota, Metazoa, Chordata, Mammalia, Artiodactyla, Suidae. Bases 360 to 1463 code for a protein of 367 amino acids. Gene Ontology annotation, molecular function: DNA-binding transcription factor activity, RNA polymerase II-specific; RNA polymerase II cis-regulatory region sequence-specific DNA binding. The record is from RefSeq and is a predicted model, not a curated record. Gene Ontology annotation, cellular component: nucleus. The transcript has a single exon. Gene Ontology annotation, biological process: regulation of transcription by RNA polymerase II; retinal rod cell development.
GCUGGCGGUGCGCGGGCGGAGCGCGGGGGACCUGAGCUGCCGGAGGCGGUGGCCCUAAGGCCACCCGCCCGGCCGCCCGCACGGGAAAAGGGGAGCGCGGUUGGCCUGCGUCCGCCAGGGAGCGACCCGGGGCUGCCCGAGAGGCCUGACUGGCGGCAUCCCCAGCGACCGCCCCUGAGUUGGCUGCGUGAAAGUUUUCCCCGCACGCCUCUGCCAGGACACCGCGCCCCGGGCCACUGAACCCGGCGGGACCCGCCGCCUCUGGGAAGCGAAGGGGGGGAGAGGCCCGCGGCUCCCCCCCUCCCGCCUCCCGUCGGGGCGCAGCCGGGAGCGGCGGCGGGCCCCCCCCCCCCCGGGCGAUGGCCGCGGAGCUGGCGAUGGGUGCCGAGCUGCCCAGCAGCCCGCUGGCCAUCGAGUACGUCAACGACUUCGACCUGAUGAAGUUCGAGGUGAAGAAGGAGCCACCCGAGGCCGAACGCUUCUGCCACCGCCUGCCGCCUGGCUCACUGUCCUCGACGCCGCUCAGCACGCCUUGCUCCUCCGUGCCCUCUUCGCCCAGCUUCUGUGCGCCCAGCCCGGGCACCGGUGGCGGCGGCGGCGGCGGCGGGGGGGCCGGGGGCGGCGGCGGGGCGGCUCAGGCUGGGGCUGCCCCGGGGCCGGCGAGCGGGGGCCCCGGCGCCGUCGGGGGCGCCUCGGGGAAGCCGGCGCUGGAGGAUCUGUACUGGAUGAGCGGCUACCAGCACCACCUGAACCCCGAGGCGCUCAACCUGACGCCCGAGGACGCGGUGGAGGCGCUCAUCGGCAGCGGCCACCACGGCGCGCACCACGGCGCGCACCACCCAGCGGCCGCCGCGGCCUACGAGGCCUUCCGGGGCCAGGGCUUCGCGGGCGGCGGCGGCGGAGCGGACGACAUGGGGUCCGGCCACCACCACCACGGCGCGCAUCACGCCACCCACCACCACCACCACCACGCGGCCCACCACCACCACCACCACCACCACCACACCGGCGCAGGCCACCACGGCGGCGCGAGCCACGGCGGCGGCAGCGCGGGCCACCACGUGCGCCUGGAGGAGCGCUUCUCCGACGACCAGCUGGUGUCCAUGUCAGUGCGCGAGCUGAACAGGCAGCUCCGCGGCUUCAGUAAGGAGGAGGUCAUCCGGCUGAAGCAGAAGCGGCGCACGCUCAAGAACCGCGGCUACGCGCAGUCGUGUCGCUUCAAGCGGGUGCAGCAGCGGCACAUUCUGGAGAGCGAGAAGUGCCAGCUCCAGAGCCAGGUGGAGCAGCUGAAGCUGGAGGUGGGGCGCCUGGCCAAGGAGCGGGACCUGUACAAGGAGAAAUACGAGAAGCUGGCCGGCAGGGGUGGCCCCGGGGCCGCGGGCGGGGCCGGCUUCCCGCGGGAGGCCUCGCCGCCGCAGGCCGGCUCCGGCGGGGCCAAGGCCGCGCCCGACUUCUUCCUGUGAGCGCGGGACCCCGAGCCCGCGCUGCCGCCGGGAGAGGCUCGCGCAGGCCGCCCAGGGCCUCGGCCCGGACUCCGCGGCCCAGGACGGGGACUCGCGGCGGGGCCGCCGCUGCGCGCGGGCCCUCGCCUUGACCCCACCGCCCCCGGCCCGGCCGGCCGGCCCGCCCCGCGCGCCGGGCUGCUGCGCCUGCAGGCGCCAGACUCCAGGCCCCUGCUGGCGGCGCGGCCUCCUCGCUCCCGGCUCGCGACCCUUCCCGGGCCGCCGUCCUGACGCUGCCCCGACUCCUCUGCGCGGAGCGCGGCGAUGCCCAGGACAGUUGGGCCGGGUCGCAGUCCUCCCUGGCGUCCGCUUGUACAUACGUGGAAGGCGGUUCUGCGCCCGCCCCCGCCCCCGCCCCCGCCGGGACUGCCGGCAGCCCCCGCCGCCCCACGCCCCCUCGUUUCCUUUCUUUCCGGCCCCUUGCCCUGCCCUUUUCUACUCCUUUUUAAAGCAGUCUUAUUUUCGAAGUAUUUAUAUUUAUUUUGCUCGGUGAUUAGAAAAGAAAGUCCCGGAGGACGCUCCCUCCUGUGCCGCCGCGGCCGCCCUCAGACGUCCGGGUGUCCCAGCAUGUGUGGCUCGCUCGGAGCGGCCCGGCCCCUGCCUGCCCUCUUGCCCGCCUGCCCCCCACCCUGCCACCGGCGUCCCUAGAGACUGAGGCCGGAGGGCUUUAUCUCUGCUGUGUUCAGUCCCGCUGCCCUACUGUACUCGAGGGGGGAGGGGGUGGGGGCUGGCCCGGACUCCCGUGCUGCUAUUUCUCUAUGCACCAGAUUGUAUUUAUGACUCCUGGGGAAAUAUAUCUUAUUUUAACCCUCAAGAGAAGUGAAAGGGAAAAAAAGUAAUGCACAGUAUUUCUAGCAGAAGAAAAAAAGGUUUGGUUUUUUUUUUAAAGAGGAGGUUUCGCCUGAAUCUCCUGGCAUGGGGGCGGGUGGAGAACGUGUUUUUACUUUAAUUUAAAAUGUGUUUCGUUUUGUUUGUGGAUUCUUUUUGAAAAGUCUGAUGGCUUUUUGGAAUAGCUGGGAUAUAGGGUGGGGAGGCCUGUGCUCCCGGCCCUGCGAGCCGCCCAGCCCGGGCUCCAGCGGGUCCUGUGUUCCUUCAGCGCCUGCUCCUGCUGCGCGCGGGAGGUUCACCAACUUGUUGAAAGUUUUGUUGUGUUAUUGGGUCUUGGUGGGUUCUUUUUCAUUUGCUACGAAGCUGAGGAAAGAAGAAAACACAAAAUAAACCCGUUUAGAUCCAAAAGUC